Brugia malayi is the source of this 2829-nucleotide messenger RNA. RefSeq lists its product as uncharacterized. NCBI's taxonomy places the organism in Eukaryota, Metazoa, Nematoda, Chromadorea, Rhabditida, Onchocercidae. The coding region runs from base 1 to 2829 and encodes 942 amino acids. Gene Ontology annotation, molecular function: protein binding; RNA binding. The transcript has 18 exons. The record is from RefSeq and is a predicted model, not a curated record.
AUGGAUGUGAUUAUUAAAUCGCUGAAAAUGGAUGUAACGAAAAUUAAUAAAAGCGGAAAGAUAAUAGAAGAAAUCACUUCGAAGCCUCGUCAGAUAAACCGCUACAACCAUGCAAACAGAUUUCGUGUUUGUGUCAAUGGUUACGAAUUAGACAUGUCGAAAGCUAUUGAAAAAGUAUAUAAGUUUGAACUGAAAAUCUACGGUAUAAAAAGUGAUGCAAAAGAAAAAGAACUUCACCGCGGUCCGAAAAAUGAUGUGGCUGUUGCUCUUCGCCAUAGAGUUCUGUGGUCCAUUUAUCAGCAGUUGCUGAAAAGCUAUGAAGAUAUUUUUGGUAACGAUUUGAAAAAAUAUUUCUAUGAUUGCGGAAUUAAUUUCUAUUCUGUAAAUAAACUUUAUGAUCGUUCCGAAGGCGAGAAGGAAUUCAAGAUCAGUGUCGAAUUGUUGCCCCAAGAAACACGAGAAUUUUUGAGUAAACGAAUUAUUGGAUUGGUUGCUCGCUUGCUACCAUGUGAAGAAAUCAACUUGCAUCAGACUACAGCUGUUUCUGCGGAUCUAUGUGCUCGAGAACGAUCACUUCAGCAAUUUUUGGAAAUAGCUACUUCACAAAUGAUGCUUCAUGAACAGAGUCAUUUAAUUUUUCGGAAUAAGGCAUAUGAUUGCCCCAGUGACCAUGAUAUUGGAGUUAGUGGUGGUAAAGUUUUGACCGCAGGUAUGGAAAAAAACGUGCGUUUCGUUGGUAACUCAUGGGAGCAGGCAAUGCCUGUCGUGCAAAUUGACGCAAGGAAAGCAGCGUUUUUCAAAAAGCAACCCUUGGUGGAACUUGUCGGCACGUUAUGCAAUCGAGCACAUCCGAAAAUGCUUAUCGAAGACGCUAAGUUGAGAGCACGAGUUGCACGGCAGUUGAAAGAUCUUGUUGUACGUACAACUCAUUUGGAAACUCAACGACUUUUCUGUAUUUUUGGUAUGACAGCUGCAACUGCAGAUAGAUUGGUUAUUCCGGUCAACAAUCAGGAUACAACUGUGGCGGCCUACAUGUUGUAUAAGUACCAACGUAGAUUACGUUAUCCGGGUUUGCCUUGUAUAAUUGAGCGACGCGUUGGUGGCAAAGACAAACUUCCACACAACAGUUUUCAUCCUAUGGAGUUCUUGGAAGUUGUCGGAGGACAACGUGUUGACACUAAAAAGCAGACACCGGAAUUAGUUGAUGACCUCAUCCAAAAUUGUCGUCUUUUACCCAUGAACUUGAAGAAUGAAAAUGAACAUCGACGUUGCCGAGCGCAAAUUACUAAUGAAAAUCCAUAUCUUCACAGUCUGGGAAUCCACGUCAUUAGUACUCCACGUGCAGGAGAUGCUGUUGUGCAAUUCCCUCCAGCAAUUGUUUAUAAAAAUAGCAAAGUUGAACCGAGCCCAAGUGGUGACCUUGAUUGGCGUCUUUCAGUCCCUCGUGGCAUGCAGAAUAAAAUUUUUUUUAAACCUGCAACUGCUCCUCGUCGUUGGGUUGUUUUUAUGUUUCACAACGCUUCAGACCAACAAUCUGCAGAUCGCUUCAUCGCUGCAUUUGUCAAUCGUUCUCGUGAUCAUGGUAUACAAAUGCCGAAUCCAUCACGUUCCGAAGAGUAUGACCGCACUGAUAUGGAUUUCCUCAUUGAGAAGAUUGAAUUUAUGCGUAGGAAUGGAGUAGAGUAUAUUCUGUUCAUCACAAAAGAUAGAUAUGACCCUGUGCAUGAUGCAAUGAAACUGACAGAAAUUAAAUGCGGUGUGGUAACGCAGCAUAUUUGUUCUAGUACUCUCUUUAAAGCAAUCAGCAAUCGUGGUGCUGAAAUGACGCUGGAUAACUUAGUCAUGAAAAUGAAUCUAAAGCUUGGUGGUAUAAAUCAUGCUCUUACCUCAUCUGCUGCUUUCCUGAGCAAAAAUCGUCUUACCAACAAUGUCAUGGAUAUGGAGUGGCUGCGGCAUUCUAGAAUGUUUUUUGGUCUCGACAUGUCACAUGCAGCACCGCAGUCACUCUAUGAACGACAGGCUCAGGUUCCACCCAGCGAACCAACUAUUGUUGCUAUGACGUUCUCAUGUGGCGAACCAUUUGCAAUGCAGGGUGAAUACUGGAUGCAGGAGCCGCGCCUUCAUGUUGUUAAAUUCUUGAAAGAACAUGUCGAAAGAGCAGUUAGGUCGUUCAGAAAUACAUCGAAGGCGAAAUGUUUACCGGAACAUGUCGUUGUAUUUCGUAGUGGUGUUUCGGAAGGAGAGUAUGCAAAGAUCAUUAAUGAGGAGGGUAGACAGUUUCGUGAAGCUUUUAUUGCGGCAGCUGAUGGUCAUGCGGAACGCGUUCGUCUUACAAUUGUUGUCAUGCAGGCGCAUUCAAAUUAUCGCAUUUACCCAGAGCAUAUUCAACAGGGAAGUGCCUCUCAGCAAAAUGUCCCACCUGGUACAAUUAUAGAUGUGGAUGUUGUUCAUCCAACCCACACGGAGUUCAUUAUUGUUCCUCAUAAAUCUAUCAUGGGUACUGCACGUCCUGUGCGUGCCACAGUUCUAAUUGAUGACGAACCUCGUAUGUCAAUGGAUGAAUUAGAAGGCGUAACAAAUGCUCUGUGUUAUGCCCAUGGUAUUGUCACUUCACCAAUAUCUUUACCGGCGCAUCUUUAUGCUGCUGCUGAUCUCGCUAAAAGAGGACGAAAUAAUUUUAAGACUGAACAAAAUGUUAUCGAUGAUAACGGUUCAACAUCGAGUGAUAGUGACGGAAGAGGUCAUUUUACGAACGAUGGUUCGGAGGAUUACUUCCCGAUGAUGUCUGCAGAACUAGCCAAUAAAUUGAAAUAUAAGUUUUGGGCCUGA